Xenia sp. Carnegie-2017 is the source of this 716-nucleotide messenger RNA. RefSeq names its product mitochondrial fission process protein 1-like. Gene Ontology annotation, biological process: mitochondrial fission. NCBI's taxonomy places the organism in Eukaryota, Metazoa, Cnidaria, Anthozoa, Malacalcyonacea, Xeniidae. Gene Ontology annotation, cellular component: mitochondrion. The transcript has 4 exons. The record is from RefSeq and is a predicted model, not a curated record. The coding region runs from base 13 to 537 and encodes 174 amino acids.
GUUGAUUGGUUUAUGAAAUCCAAUAUGGCUGACAAAGGAGAAGAAGCUGUUGACUUGUUUCGUGAUACAUGGAUGCGAUAUUUAGGUUACGCCAAUGAGAUAGGCGAAGCCUUUAAAUCUCAUAUUCCAAAAGCUAGUUAUCUUGGCUGUUAUUUGGUCGCAUCCUGCUACGCCUUUGGCGAUGCAAUUUCAAAAACAAUGGCAAUGAAAAAGACGACGGAAAAUUUUUCAAAUGAAGUGAGAUGGCGUUCAAGUACCGAAGCGUUUGUGAAAGCAUUAACAUGGCAAAGUUUGGCAUCAGUAGCAAUUCCCGGUUUUACAAUAAACAGAAUCUGUGUUGCAACUGGAAUAUUCUUGAGCUGUUAUGUAUCUCAUAUUCCGCUCGCGAAACGCGCGUGGAUAACUACAGCAGUUGGUUUGGUCGCUAUACCUUUCAUUAUUAAACCUAUUGAUCGAUCUGUUGAUUUCAUAAUGGAGGAGAUGACAACAAUAACACAACACUUUGGUUGGAAGCACAAUAAAGACCAUGAUGGAUGAUGGAUGGUCAUAUCCAGGUGCUGACACACAUUUCGUGUUUGAAAAUGAGAACAAACGUCUUGAUUUAUUUUAAAAGAUAAUUCCUUUUUAAGAACUUCUUAUUUAUUUAACAAUUAACUUACUUUAAUAAUUUGUAAAUUGCUUGGUGACAAUGGCUAAUUAAAACUUAUAAACAGUUA